UUCAAAGUUUACUUAUUCGAAUCCUUUGUAAGAAAGAAACCUGUGGUUAUGGCUACGGCGGGUCUCUACCGGCGAUCUCUUCCUUCUCCUCCGGCCUUUGACUUUUCUUCUGCCGAAGGCAAGAAAAUAUUCAGUGAAGCGCUGCAGAAAGGCACAAUGGAAGGAUUUUUCAGGUUGAUUUCUUAUUUCCAGACACAGUCGGAACCUGCGUAUUGUGGCUUGGCUAGCCUUUCAGUUGUCUUGAACGCUCUUUCUAUUGAUCCUGGACGAAAAUGGAAAGGGCCUUGGAGGUGGUUUGAUGAAUCAAUGCUGGACUGCUGCGAGCCACUGGAAGUAGUCAAGGCAAAGGGCAUUUCUUUCGGAAAAGUUGUCUGUUUGGCUCAUUGUACUGGAGCCAAAGUGGAAGCUUUCCGUACAAAUCAGACCACCAUUGACGAUUUCCGCAACUUCGUAAUCAAAUGCACUUCUUCUGAGAACUGCCAUAUGAUCUCAUCAUAUGACAGAGGUGUCUUUAAGCAGACUGGGUCUGGUCACUUUUCACCUAUCGGUGGCUAUAACGCUGAGAGAGAUAUGGCUUUGAUUCUUGAUGUUGCCCGUUUCAAGUAUCCUCCUCAUUGGGUUCCUCUUAAACUUCUUUGGGAAGCCAUGGACAGCAUUGAUCAGUCAACAGGGAAACGUAGAGGUUUCAUGCUCAUAUCUAGACCCCACAGAGAACCCGGAUUGCUCUAUACUCUGUGCUGCAAGGAUGAAAGCUGGAUCAACAUAGCCAAGUAUUUGAAGGAAGAUGUUCCUCGCCUUGUAAGCUCCCAGCAUUUAGAUAGUGUGGAAAAGAUCAUAUCAGUUGUGUUCAAGUCACUUCCAUCAAAUUUCAACACAUUCAUUAGAUGGGUGGCUGAGAUCAGAAUAACAGAGGACGCAAAAGAAAAUCUCAGCGCAGAGGAGAAAUCGAGGCUCAACUUAAAGCAAGUGGUGCUGAAAGAAGUGCAUGAAACUGAACUGUUCAAACACAUCAGUAAGUUCUUAUCCUCAGUUGGUUACGAAGACAGUAUGACAUUUUCUGCUGCAAAGGCUUGUUGUCAAGGAGCUGAAAUCUUAUCCGGAUGCUCAUCUAUAGAGUUCUGUUGUCGGGAGGUGAAAUGUGUCAACGGUAUGUCAUAUGCUGGUGAUGGCGAGGCGGUGGUGACUGGAGUUGUGGUGCGUAACGGGAGUGAACAAAAUGUUGAUCUAUUGGUGCCAUCGACCCAAACUGACUGUAAAUAUGGUCCGGAGGCAACUUAUCCAGCAGGAAACGAUUUGCUUACUGUACUUCUGCUGGCUUUACCUCCACAGACAUGGUCAGGGAUCAAAGACCAAGCUAUUAUGAAUGAGAUGAAGCAGCUCAUUUCUAUGGCUUUCCUCCCAACUAUGCUUCAAGAAGAGGUGCUGCAUCUUCGACGCCAACUUCAGCUGCUAAAACGCUGCCAAGAGAACAAGGAGGAGGAGGAUCUCGCUGCUCCUGCCUACUGACUCGUCUGCCAAAUUCACAAAAUUAUAAGUCUCCGUCACAUGCCGAUUUAAUUCCCUGCCUCUCAAACUAUAAAACCCUUAUUGUUAUAGUGUCUUUAUUAUGUGUAUAAUUGAAACUCUACUUGCCAAUAGAUAGUUUUGUAGAUUAUACAUGCGUUUUGGUUUUAUUAACCUCUUAUAUAUUAAUCAUGGA
Molecule: messenger RNA, 1699 nt
Organism: Eruca vesicaria subsp. sativa (arugula)
Lineage: Eukaryota; Viridiplantae; Streptophyta; Magnoliopsida; Brassicales; Brassicaceae
Source: the annotation of a GenBank genome assembly